UAGAUAUAUAGAGCGACCUCGCCCUGGGGGGUGGCGUUGAGUCUUAUGGGCCGGCCGCGUUGCUGCAUCUGGAGGAGCAGGUUCGGAGGCUUGGCCACUGUGGCCAGGGUCGGUCCACGUGUCCUUCUCGCACGAGGGAACGGAUCUUCCAGAACCUGGUGUUCGAGCGUGCGUGCUCACAUGCCAAUGCCAAAGGGCCCCGCUGCCAGUGGUAAGCCUGGAGUGCUGGGACUGAGGCGAGAGGACAAAAACAAGUGGGAGCGCCGAGCUCCACUGGCACCUCGACACGUGGCAGAGCUGCAGAAAGAAGGACUCAAGAUCAUUGUUCAGCCCUGCACGCGGAGAGUUUUUACAGAUGCGGAGUAUGAGGAGGCUGGAGCUGAGGUCAGGGAAGACCUGUCUGAAUGCUCCACCAUUCUUGCUGUGAAGGAGGUUCCCGUCGAGUUGCUGCUCCCAGGCCGAACAUGGUGCUUUUUCUCUCAUACCAUCAAGGCCCAGCCAUCAGGCAUGCCGUUGCUGGAUGCAGCUCUCGAGAAGAAGGUGCGCUUGGUGGACUACGAGUGCAUAACAAAGUCGGGCACGCGUUUCGAUACCCGCCUGGUGGCCUUUGGCGCCUUUGCGGGCUAUGCUGGUGCCAUUGACUUCCUUCGGGGCCUGGGAGAGCGGCUUUUAGCCUUGGGCUUCAGCACGCCUCUUUUGCACAUCGGAUCUGCCUUCAUGUAUCCGACCCUGGAAGAGGCCAAGAGAGCCGUCGCCUUGGCUGGGGAUGCCAUUCGAAAGAACGGGCUGCCCAAGGCAAUGUGCCCUUUCACUGCAGUGUUCACCGGGACGGGCAACGUGAGUCAAGGUGCCCUUGAGAUCUUCAAGUUGUUGCCACAUGAGAUGGUCGACCCAUCUGACUUGCCGAAACUUUGCCAAAGAGCUGACAAGGGCGAGCUGUCUCGUGAGGACUGCCACAAACUGCACCUGUCCAUUGCAACAGCGGAGCACAUGGUCAGGCGCCGCGAUGGACUUCCUUUUGACAAGAACAGCUACUACAGCCAGCCUGAUGACUACGAGCCUACGUUUCAGGAUUCAAUCCUUCCCUAUGCCACUGUGGUGUUGAACGGCAUGUACUGGGAUGCGCGAUUUCCGAGACUCUUUACCAGCCAGGAUCUCCACCGACACGUGGUGAAUGGCCGUGACAAGCUCCUCGGCGUGUGCGACAUUACAUGUGAUGCAGACGGCUCUGUGCCAACUCGGCAGUUUGCAAGCAUCGAGCAGCCCUUCCACAUCCUCAACGCCCUCACGGAGCGAAUCUCCCCCUGCCUGGACGAUCCUGGCAUCCUCUUCCACGCUGUGGACCACUUGCCCUCCGAGCUUCCACGUGAGUCCUCGGAGCACUUCGGGGACUGCCUGGUGCCGUUUUUGCCCAGCUUGGCCUCCCAGCUGGCGCCCAUGGCACCCCUGGCUGGUGAUGAGAUGGCGGGAUCGGCGAAUCUGCCGAUGCCAAUCAGAGGAGCUAUCAUCACUGAGGGCGGGCAAUUGGCGCGCGACUACAGAUACAUCCAGCAACUCAGGGAUGUGCGAGAAGGAAAGGUCGUUGAUGUGGAGGAAAACAUCUCUCCGACCCUGAUGCCUCCUGCUUGCUGCACGCUGGAGUUUACUGGGCAUUUGUUUGAUUCGCGGCUGAUCAACCGGGUCGCAGACAUGUGCGAAGAGUCUGUGGCACGAAUGCAGAUCUUGGUGCUGGACCUGGGAAGGACCGUCAACGAUGAAAGCUUUUGCUCCAUGAUGGUAAUGGCCAGCUCCGAGAAGAGCUUGGAGACACUGGUGGUCAAGUUAGAGACGGCGGCUGCGGAGUCCCAUGUGACCUACCGCCGUGCCACCCAAGGUGCCUUGCGAGUGCAGGAUGCAGCCGAUCCUGCUGUGUCCGCAGACCUGACCAAGAAGGUCCUGGUCUUGGGGUCUGGGCAUGUGGCUUCUCCCUUGAUCGCCUACUUGGCACGAAAACCCACUGAGCUCGUUGUGGCCAGUGUGGAGCAGAAGGAGCUCAACGCUCUAAGGCGUCUCCCAGGUCUUGGCCGAGUGAAGACUGAGGUGUUGGAUAUUGCCGCAGCUGACCAUGAUUCAGCGAUUGCUGAGAAGCUUGAGACCUUUGUGAAGGAAUCGGAUUUGGUGAUUUCACUUCUACCUGCGCACAUGCACGUGGGCGUUGCAAAGAUGGCAAUUCAACAUGGUGUCUCCAUGGUUACUGCGUCGUACGUAAGUCCAGAGAUGGCUGCCCUUCAUGAAGCAGCUGAAAAAGCGGGCGUGCUUAUCCUGAAUGAGGUGGGUUUGGAUCCUGGUAUCGAUCACCUGAGUGCCAUGAGCAUGAUCGACACAGCCAGGAGCACUGGCAGUGAAAUCCUCCGCUUCGCCUCUCUUUGUGGUGGUUUGCCUUCGCCCGAAGCGGCUGGAUCCAAUCCCAUCGGCUACAAAUUCAGCUGGAGCCCGCGGGGUGUUUUGGUUGCCUCCCAGAAUUCAGCUCGCUUCAAGGAGGAUGGCCUUUUGCGUGAGAUUGCAGGAGAAGAUUUGCUGGCCCAGGGCAAGCCGAUAACCAUCAACAACGCCUUCGCAUUGGACGUCUUACCCAACCGUGAUUCCACGAUGUUUGCGGAGUUGUAUGGCCUGGCAGACAUCCCCACCUUCAUCCGGGGCACUUUGAGGUUUAGAGGCUUUUGCGAGCGAAUGCUCACCCUUUCUCGACUAGGCCUUCUGCAGGUGGGGCCAAUCCCAGGACUCGCUGACCCAGGCUCGCAGCGCGUGUGGCUUGAGCAAGUGAUGUUUGGAGGCAACGAGGCAAGCCGGCUCGACGAGUCCCUGAGCUCGUUGAUUCGGAAGCGACUCACGCAGUCGGGGAGCGACCCAGAGGUUGGCCUGGAGUUCCUCUCCUGGUUGGGCCUGCUGCAGGACAAGCCGCUUCCAACCGGUGUGUCGCCCGCUCGUCCACUGGACGUGAUUGCGCACUUACUUCAGCGCCCGGAGACGACCUAUGCUCCAGGGGAACGCGAUUUGGUGGUGAUGCGCCACGAGUUGGAUCUCCGGCGCAACGACGGCGCCAUGGAACGGCAGAUCUCCACUCUGAUCCAAUAUGGUGAGCCACAUGAAACUGCAAUGGCCAAGACAGUGGGCGUCACUGCGGCGAUCUGCGCUCAAUUGAUCCUGGACACCACACCUGGGCAUUUUGGUUUCGGCGUGCAACGACCCUUGAGGCAUGAAUGGUAUCAGCCUGUGCUAAAGAAGCUGGAGGCCGAAGGGAUCUACUUGCGCGAACACGUGGAGCAACUUGAGGCACCAAAGUGAGCCACCGAAUUUAAAUGGUUUGAACAAUUUCACUAUGGAGAGGCGCCCGUUUUCCGAAUUUCCGCGCCCCAUGGUCCAAAGACGGUCUUUCAUGCCCAGCGCAGCAUUGGCGACAAAGGUGUCCAAUGUGCUUCAUCCCCCCAAGUUGAUCGAACGGUGAUUCUGUGCGGUUGAGUUGUGGAUGUACUCUCCAAAUGCUGCGGGCGGCUGGCCAAGUGCCCCAAAUCAACCUCAGUGGUGAGAUUUCGGACCUGACUCUGAAACACCAACCCGUGG
Messenger RNA from Durusdinium trenchii, 3600 nucleotides. The record is from the annotation of a GenBank genome assembly. Lineage: Eukaryota; Dinophyceae; Suessiales; Symbiodiniaceae.